Messenger RNA from Pocillopora verrucosa, 2139 nucleotides. RefSeq lists its product as uncharacterized. NCBI's taxonomy places the organism in Eukaryota, Metazoa, Cnidaria, Anthozoa, Scleractinia, Pocilloporidae. The record is from RefSeq and is a predicted model, not a curated record.
UCGCAUGUGGCUUGGGUUAUUACGCCGUACCCGUGUUCUCUCUUUCUUCGUUGCUUUCUUAAACUGAGAAAAAUUCGACGCUUCUUCCUUACUACACUUUAAGGUUUUGACUGACAAUUCUCCGGGCAAAAGCCAUCGAAUAGGGUUUAAAGCGGAAGCGAAAGCUAUUUUUACCUUUGGAGAUGUGGAAAGUAUCAGCAUUACCAUGAUUCGAGGAUGUGUGGAAAGGUGGCUUUUGUUCUAAACAAAAGAUUAUUUAGUUGUGUGGCCAUACUGUGUCGAAGAGACAGAUCUGUUUAAUUCAAUGCUUUAUUUUCAGAGGAAUUUUGCCCAUACUCUUACGAUUCACAGGCACAGAAACUGACAAACAAACAUCGUUCCUAAGUUGACUGCGCCGUUAGAAUUCACUUUGAAUAACAUACAGUCAUGCAGCAGUCAGCUUGUACUGGCGCUUCGAAUUGAGAUUUGAAAAGCUUGAAAACGUUGUAUAGAGGAAAUGUCAAACACUUUUGUGGAAAUUGUGGCGCUCGGUAAACCCUGAAGAAUAUAUGUUGGAAAUUCAUUCUGUAACCGAGGAAGAAGAAGUGGACUGCGCGGAAAGUGAGAGCUUUAGUGAACCGGAUGUAAACAGCGACCCUCUUAAAACAAAAAGGAAAGUUCAAUUUUCGUGGCCAUUGGAAUACUGGAGGGAAUUUGACAAGGAGACGGGAGAGGUUUAUGAGCUAAAAGAUGAAACGACACAAGAAGUGGCUGAUUCAUUGCCAAAACCGUCCGAAAAUAUUAAAACAAAAAACAUUGAUGUUCCAGACUUGAAGAGCGACCAAAGACUUGAUUGGAAAAACAGUGCUAAGGCUCAAAGCAUCACUGACGUAUUCCAAGUUUUUCAGAAACGAGAUUAUAAGAAAGCGAAUACAUUUAAACAGAUCAAAGAUAAACGGGAUAAUCCAGAAUGCAAAAAGUCUUUCAUUAAACGAAAUUUGACCACAUUUCCAUCAACUUCUUUACACACGAAGCAGCUGAAACCGGGUAGUUUGCUUUGCAAAGUGUCAACCUGUUCUAAGUUAGCACACAAAGGUGAAUUCACGUUUAACGCCCGCAGUAAGGAGCCUUCACUCAUACAAAGUCACUGCACAUACUCAUUUUCGAGUUCCCUGGGCAUGUUGACAGGGGUUACAGUACCUUCUAAGCCUUUGGUUUGCACGGGUCGUAAAUUAUACGAUGAACGGCUUCUACCAGCAGUAGAACGGGAGAGAAAAUAUUCCUCUAUGUACACUUCGAAAAAUAACAAUGGGCUGCCACCACUGACCUGCGGAAAGCCAACAACGCCAGAUAUUGUACAACUUUUUGACUAGUUUUACAGAAAUUAUUUAAUUUUCACCAUUAUUAAAUUUUAAACACGUUUUGAAUACGAUGUUAGAAGCUGAUUCGUUUUAAGAAAAACCUCAUCGGUAUUUAUUUUGUAUCAUUUAAUGUUCGAGCCGAUAUCAUCACCUUCGAGUGCAUUUAAUUUCAAUUAACAAUAUUUCUAAAAGUACAUUGCGUGAGAGAAAUGGUAGCUGCAUAAUCGGAGGUAUCAGAUUUAAGUUACCAAGAUAGGACAAGAUGGUGAAUUCCAUGGCACCUGCGCACAAACAAAGCCUUGAAUCCGUUCUCGUGUACUCGAAGUGGGGGAAACGAGGGAACCUAACGUAUUAAGUGAAAACGAGUGGUUCUGGGUACGUGAAUGGCUUAAAUCGCCAUUAUACAUAAACUCACUACAGCAGCCAUAAACAGAUAUUGUGUAACAUGUUAUAACUUAAAACACGAUACAGUUGUUAUCUGUGCUGUUUUCCAUUAGCCCGUGCCGAGCUCUCAGUUGAUGGAGACGAGCGGAAAGCGGCGCGCGAAAAUUGGCUAGUAGACACAAAGGUAGCAGGUGCCAGAGAAACAAUUUGCAUUUUUCAGUCACGCACACAGUCCGUAGUAGGAGGUCGUCGUUAAUUUUAACGGUAAAUGCAUUUUCUCGCAUCCAUCAACGACAAACCUUCUUUGCAGGGGUAGUGACAGGAGUUUAAGCACAGAUGAUUCACGUCUAAGGAGUUUGACUGACCUCUGAACAACUUUCGAGUGUUUCACGUUGAAUAAAGACUAAAAACCUAA